This is a messenger RNA of Aspergillus campestris IBT 28561, 1581 nucleotides long. Its product is annotated as pyruvate kinase CDC19. The record is from RefSeq and is a predicted model, not a curated record. Gene Ontology annotation, molecular function: potassium ion binding; pyruvate kinase activity; magnesium ion binding. NCBI's taxonomy places the organism in Eukaryota, Fungi, Ascomycota, Eurotiomycetes, Eurotiales, Aspergillaceae. Gene Ontology annotation, biological process: glycolytic process. Gene Ontology annotation, cellular component: cytoplasm. Bases 1 to 1581 code for a protein of 526 amino acids. The transcript has 6 exons.
AUGGCGGCCAGCACCUCUCUCGAUCAUUUGAGCAACCGUAUGAAGCUGGAGUGGCUCUCCAAGCUGAACACGGAGAUGGUUCCUGCGAAGAACUUCCGCCGCACCUCCAUCAUUGGCACCAUUGGCCCCAAGACAAACUCGGUGGAGAUGAUCAACGCCCUCCGCAGAGUCGGUCUCUGUGUGGUUCGCAUGAACUUCUCGCACGGCUCGUACGAGUACCAUCAAUCCGUUAUCGAUAACGCCCGCGAGGCCGCCAAGACCCAGACCGGCCGUCCCCUGGCCAUCGCUUUGGAUACCAAAGGACCCGAGAUCCGUACCGGUAACACCACCGGGGACAAGGACAUCCCCAUCAAGGAGGGCCAUGAGCUCAACAUCACCACCGACGAGCAGUAUGCCAACAGCAGCGACGAUCAGAACAUGUACCUGGAUUACAAGAACAUCACCAAGGUGAUCGCCCCGGGCAAGCUCAUCUAUGUUGACGACGGUAUCCUUUCGUUCGAGGUGCUCGAGGUUGUAAACGACCAGACCCUGCGUGUCAAGUGUCUGAACAAUGGCAACAUCUCGUCCCGUAAGGGUGUCAACCUGCCCGGCACGGACGUUGACCUGCCCGCUCUGUCCGAGAAGGACGUCAGCGAUCUGAAGUUCGGUUGCAAGAACCAGGUCGACAUGAUCUUUGCCUCCUUCAUCCGUCGUGGAAGCGACAUCCGCCACAUCCGCGAGGUCCUCGGUGAAGAGGGCAAGGAGAUCCAGAUCAUUGCCAAGAUCGAGAACCAGCAGGGUGUCAACAACUUUGACGAGAUCCUCGAGGAAACGGAUGGUGUCAUGGUCGCCCGUGGUGACCUGGGUAUCGAGAUCCCCGCCCCCAAGGUCUUCAUCGCCCAGAAGAUGAUGAUCGCCAAGUGUAACAUCAAGGGUAAGCCCGUCAUCUGCGCCACGCAGAUGCUGGAGUCCAUGACGUACAACCCCCGUCCCACGCGCGCCGAGGUGUCCGACGUUGCCAACGCCGUCCUCGACGGUGCCGACUGUGUCAUGUUGUCGGGUGAGACUGCCAAGGGCUCCUACCCCAAGGAGGCCGUGAAGAUGAUGUCCGAAACCUGUCUGCUCGCCGAGGUGGCCACCCCUCACUUCAACGUUUUCGAUGAGCUGCGUAACCUGGCCCCUCGUCCCACCUGCACGGUGGAGUCGAUCGCCAUGGCUGCGGUCAGUGCCAGUCUGGAACUCAACGCCGGUGCGAUUGUUGUCUUGACCACCAGUGGCCACACCGCUCGUCUCGUUUCCAAGUACCGCCCGGUCUGCCCCAUCUUGAUGGUCACCCGUAACGCGCGCGCCUCGCGGUACUCUCACUUGUACCGGGGUGUUUGGCCCUUCCUGUUCCCCGAGAAGAAGCCCGACUUCAACGUGAAGAUCUGGCAGGAGGAUGUCGACCGCCGCCUCAAGUGGGGUAUCUCCCACGGCCUCAAGCUCGGCAUCAUCAACAAGGGCGACAACAUCGUCUGCGUCCAGGGCUGGCGCGGCGGCCAGGGCCACACCAACACCGUCCGUGUGGUGCCCGCCGAGGAGAACCUCGGUCUUGCUGAAUAA